UUCCCUGAUUACGAUUCUUUAGGAGCAACUGUAGGGUAUUUUGUACUGAAAACAAGAAAAUUCGACAAAAUACCUAUUAAAAUACCAAAUAAUAGAGAGGAAAUAUUACGACGCUUUCAAAAUUAUCUGCUUGCGUUCUCUGGCCUGUACUUUCUGAUACUUACGACAGGAAAUACAAUGUUUUCAGGUUUCGUUGCCGAAGGUAUCGAAGCUACUUCUACAAAAUUCAGGGGUAUUGUAUGCGCCGUUAUUUUAAAUAUUAGCUUCGUGUACGAGUUAGCUCUGUUGACGUCUGUAUUAAUGAUAGGAUUCAUAAUUUUGGUUUCUACGAAACAAGCAUUCGGUUGUCUUUCCGAACGACUAUAUUUGGCAAAUGUUAAUAGUAACGAAUACAAGAUCGAUUAUAUCAUGUCUGAACACGCCGAAAUUUGUCGAUUUUUUGAUAAAGUUAAUGAUACUUGGAAAGAUAUGUUUGCUUUAGUUUAUGGUAUUGGUAUGCUCGUGCUUGGACUAUUGGUUUAUAAUAAUGUUUACAAAACUCAAAAUCCGGAAAUUCAAUGGUUAAACGAUAUCGCUUCGAUCAUCUUUAUACUUAUCGUACUUUAUGCUUCGUUUGUAACAUCACAUGUGAUUAAUUCGAUCUAUGAUAACUUUCAAGAAAUCCGAAAACUUAAUAUAAAUUCUUCUCGGAUAACGUAUAAACUUAAGCUGAUUUGUUUCAUGAAAUUCUUUCGUGAAAAUGCCAUCGGAUUCAAUUGCGGAGAUAUGUUCAUUAUAACAAAAGACAUUCCCAUUCAGUUUUACAGUAUCUUUCUAUCGCAUCUAGCUGGUUUGAUACUGAUAUUUCUGUACACACCAUUAGUAGAACCAUUUCUCUUUACUGGGGAAUCCAGUAGUUUACCAGCUCUUCGACGACGUUACCUUCUCACUUGUAAACACGUGUUAAAAUGGUACGCGGGUGACAUUUGGAAUCCAAAGGAUUCGGCUUAUAAAUCCAUUCUUACAGUCAGGAAUAUGCACAAAAAUGUAGCUAUUCAAAUGGAUUCUCCAACGAGUAGUCUGAAAGCUCCGGAAGGGAUGUUGUUUUUUUCACAAGCAGGAAUGUUAGCUACUCAGUUUGCUUUUAUCGGUUGGUUAACAUGUUUUCCCAAAGAAGUAGGAUUGUACUGCGACAAAGACGAUCUGGAAUGCAUUCUUCACUUUUGGAGAUGCAUCGGCUAUCUUUUAGGAAUGGAUGACAAAUACAAUAUAUGUGAUGGAAAUUAUGAAGAGACUGUUGUAUUAUUUAAAGAAAUUAUAGAAGAAGAAAUAAAGAUAGGUAUGAGGAAUCCCAGGAAAGAAGGGUUGAAAAUGAGCAAAGAUAUUGUAACAGCUUUGAGUACAGUGAUUCCUUUACUGAGUUGGAAUGCCCUGAAGAAAUACUGGUUCGAAAACAUUGACUUUCCGGUUGAUUUUACUUUGAAUUUUUAUGAUAUUGUCUGUUUUUGGUUUUAUAAAUUGCUGUGUAAAAUAAUUUUAAGGUUUAGUCAAACAAUGAAAUUAACUAAUUAUUUAUUCAAAUGUUACAUAAAGAAAUUUAAUGUAAUUAACUUUUAAUCAUUAUGAUGUAGCCUAUUAAUUACAACAGCGACUGUUAUAAGUGACUAAGGAAUAUGUUAAAUAACUCGGGUCGAAAACUUUUGUAUUUAUAAUUUUUAAAAACAUAUGUAAAUAUUAACAGUUAUUUUAUAGAAAGAAAAUAAAU
Molecule: messenger RNA, 1744 nt
Organism: Centruroides sculpturatus (bark scorpion)
Lineage: Eukaryota; Metazoa; Arthropoda; Arachnida; Scorpiones; Buthidae
Exons: 5
Coding region: 178-1596 (472 amino acids)
Molecular function (GO): oxidoreductase activity
Source: RefSeq, a predicted model, not a curated record